GCAGUAGAAGCGUAUACUGAAUCUCUGCAUGUCCGCUCGCUGCCAGAAGACUAUAUACUCUUCAGCUUCCACUUUCGAAGCAUUUCUCAGCUGCCACGAGCGCUACUUCAUAUCGCACAAGAUGCAGAGGCAUCGAAAUUGGCUCUGCACAUGACCCGCGGCCGAUGGCAGCAGCAGUGGGGUCCCUUGCCGGAUGAAGGGCAUCAUAUUGGCAGCACGGGCAUGGAGGUGAUUGCCACGCUGCAGGAUGAGCAGCAAUGGAAACCGCUUGUUAAUGCGCUCAGUGGUCUUUUCUGUGCAUCUCUCAAUUAUAUGGACGAGACGCGCUCGACAAGGCCAAAGCUAGCCUUUCAAGAUCCUGCAGGCAUCGUCAUGCAUGGUCUACUACCCAGCGAGACUGUCUGCACAGAGAAUCUGACGCCCUUUCUCAAGCUACUUCCAUGCAAGAACAAGGCAGGCAUUGCAUCUCUCCUCUCAAGUAGACUCUUCAAUACAGACUUUUCCAGUCUUUUUGUUGAAAUGCAAGACGGCAUACUAGAGCAACGUAUCGAACUUGUCAUUGAUCGUCAGCGUAUCAUCAACAACAAAGGCCAGCUGGAAGUGCCUGGCAGUCUACCGGAGUAUCUACUCAGCUGCAUUGACAAGCCAUACAACAGCGACGUCACUUGUUUCCCUGCCGACUCGCGCGAGUCGCAGCCCUGGACUCUGUCGCAGCUCUUUGGCAAAUCCAUUGCAGGAACGUGUCCCGUUGCAACAGAAACUGAGCUUUUGGUUGACGGCGUGCCUCAUACAUUUUCUGACGGGUCUUAUGAUUUCAAUCACCACAAGCAAGUCGACGCAGCUCUCCCUCCAAUCCUUGCAAAGCGCAGCCUGACUUCACAAGGGUCGUCACUGCACGGGAAAAUCACGCUGCUACUCAACAAUACUGGCUCAAAGCCCGUGGAUGUCCUCUACUACUCAAUGUUGCCAUGGUUCUUACGGCCCUAUCUCCACACCUUGAUAAGUAGCAACGACAGCAUCAGCCAGACAUCCUUCACCAGCGCCAUCGACCGACAGAGACCAGCACGUCUAGAAAUAAUGCUGCAUGCACUGCCUGGUCUCACGAGCGUCAGCUUCAACAUCGAACGGACCGUCCUGCGCUAUGCCGAGUACCCACCUGACGCCAACCGUGGAUUCGAUAUUCCAGGUGCCUAUCUCCGCACAGGCACCUAUGAGCUGCGCACAACACCAGCAUUGCUGUCACUUCCAACACCAGACUUUUCAAUGCCAUAUAAUGUCAUCAUUUUGACCUGCACCGUCAUUGCUCUGUGUUUUGGCAGCGUCUUCAACCUCGUCUCGCGCAGAAUUGUC
Messenger RNA from Protomyces lactucae-debilis, 1350 nucleotides. RefSeq names its product GPI transamidase component PIG-T. The record is from RefSeq and is a predicted model, not a curated record. Lineage: Eukaryota; Fungi; Ascomycota; Taphrinomycetes; Taphrinales; Protomycetaceae. The annotation marks the transcript as partial. Gene Ontology annotation, biological process: attachment of GPI anchor to protein. Gene Ontology annotation, cellular component: GPI-anchor transamidase complex. The transcript has a single exon.